AUGUAAUAAGAGUUAGAUUAACCAAUAUUGUUUAUUGAUAUUGAUGAGGAUGGGAAAUUUCUAAUGUCUAAAAAGGCUGUUCAAUUUAUUUAAGCAAUUGAAACUAAUAUAGCAAUAAUUUCAAUUGUAGGGUAAUAUAGGACAGGAAAAUCAUAUUUACUAAAUAGAUUUGCUGGAUAGUAAACAGGGUUCACUUUAGGAUCAAGUACUAAUCCUUGUACAAAAGGAAUUUGGAUUUGGGGCAAAAGAGUUGAAUCAGAUAAUCUUACAAUUCUUCUUUUAGAUACAGAAGGAUUGAGUAAUAUUUUUAAAGUAAAUCGCAGAUUCCUAUGAAAGAGACUAAAAUAAUGAUGCUAGGUUGCUUGUUCUUGCUUGUUUGAUUAGUUCUACUUUACUUUAUAAUAUCAUGUAAGUAAUCGAUGAGAAAUCAUUAGAAACACUUUCAUUUACAACUAAUAUUAGUAAGCAUUUAUUAGGAGAUGAUGAAUUUAUUACUUAAUAUCUACCAUCAAUUACUUGGGUAAUAAGAGAUUUUGGUCUUGAUUUAUAAGGUUCUACUGCAAACACUUAUUUAGAGGAAUGUCUUGAUGAACAAUAAGGUUUUGCAGAUGAAUUUAAAUAACGUAAUUUAAUUAGAUAGGCUAUUACUAAAUAUUUUAAAAGAAGAAAUUGUUAUACUUUAGUUAGACCUGUGGCAGAUGAAAGACAAUUAAGAGAACUUGAUAAAGUACCAUAUUCUGAAUUAAGAUAUGAAUUUAAAAUUUAAUUAAAUUAACUAAUCCAAAAUACUUUAUUAGAUAUUUAACCAAAAAUGUACAAGAAUACUCCUUUAAAUGGAAAAAGAUUAAUUGAAAUAGUCACUCAAUAUGUUACUACAAUAAAUAAUGGAAGUGUUCCAAAUAUUGAGAAUGUAUGGGAUAGGAUUUUAUCAAAAGAAUUUAAUAAAAUGAUGGAAAAAGCAAAAGAAAUUAUAUCAUCUGAUAUAUCUCUUCCUACAACUUAUGAAUUAUUAUUUUCUAAUUUACAUUAGAUUAGUACAAAGGCAUAAGAAUCUAUUUUGCACUAUCACAUAGCUCCAGAUAGAUAGAUUGAAGGAAUUGUUUAAUUGAGUAAAUAAAUAACUGAGAAAUCUCAAGUAUUAUUCUAAGAGAACUAUAUAAAAUCUAAAAGAACAAACUAAGUCAUUUCAAAGUAUUUUAUUUAUUAAAAUUUAGUAAAAUGUAUGAUAUUUUAAAUUAACUUUCUGAAUAAGGAAAAUUAGUUAAUGUACAACAUAUCAUUGCUUAAGUUAACAAUAUAAAAAAAGUAUUGAAAUAUUAUGAUGAAUUUAGAUUUACUUUUAGGAAGCGAAACCUCCUUCUAAUUAUGAAUGUUAUGUGUAAUUUUUAGAAUUGGUUAUGUAAAUUAUUGAGAAAGUUUCUAAUACAAUGUAAAUGAAUUAUUAAAGAAAAGAAGAGGAUUAUAAAUAAGAAAUUAAUGUUUUAAAAAGUCAAAUAAAUACUUUAUAAGAGAUUUUAAAAAGUGAAAAAGAAAAUUUACAUAAAUAAUUGGAUUAAGUUAAAUUAACUUUAUAAGAGGAAAGGGUUAUGUAUGAAAAGAAAUUAUUAGAAUUAGAUAGCUCUUCUUAAAUUGAAUUCAGAAAAGGGGAAUUAUUUGAAAAUCCUGAUUUAUUUAUGAAAAAGGAAUUAAAGAAUCAAUAAUUAUAAUCAUAACAAACUUUUAAUUUAACUUUAAAAGAUAUUAAUUAAAAAUUUAUGGAUUUAAAGGAAAAAUUAGAUGAUAUUUAUGAAUCAAGAGUAGAAAUAGAAAAAGAAAAAAUAUAUAAUAAGGCUAUAUAUGAAUGUAAAGAAUAAAAUUAAGCCUAAAUUGAUAGAAUUAAAUUGACUUAUGAAAGUGAAGUUAAGAUUUUAAAAGAAGAUAGAUUAAGAUUAUAAGAAUAAAGAGAACUUUUAUAAAUUUAAUUGACACAAAAAGAUUGUGAAUAUUAAAUCUUAAAAGAAAGAUUAAAAUAAAUUGAAAAAUAAAAAACAAAAGAUAUAGAACAUGCAGAUAUGUUAUGUAAAAUAAGUGAUUAGUUAGUUAAAGCAUUAAAAAAAUUAGAGAAAAAAAAAAUUUGA
Molecule: messenger RNA, 2117 nt
Organism: Paramecium pentaurelia
Lineage: Eukaryota; Ciliophora; Oligohymenophorea; Peniculida; Parameciidae
Source: the annotation of a GenBank genome assembly